Molecule: messenger RNA, 1671 nt
Organism: Lacerta agilis (Sand lizard)
Lineage: Eukaryota; Metazoa; Chordata; Lepidosauria; Squamata; Lacertidae
Gene: TTI2
Product: TELO2 interacting protein 2
Exons: 7
Coding region: 3-1541 (512 amino acids)
Cellular component (GO): cytosol; nucleoplasm; centrosome
Source: RefSeq, a predicted model, not a curated record
CCAUGGCGCAGCAUCCUUUGCUAGAUUCCCUACAGUGUACCAUCCCAGAGGGCCAGGGGUGCCUCGAGUACCCCCCGGCAGAGAAGGUUCUCUCCCAAUUCUUGCAGCUUUUUGCAAGCAGGGGAGCCAGCAGUGAUGCCAAGGCAGGCAUGAUCAGAGACCUCCUGGCCAUCUUGGAGGCUGUGGACUGCCAGUGGCUCUUUGGGUGCUGCCACCCGAAUGCCACCCCCACCCUGCUUCGUGACCUGGCAGUUGCGCUGAGCCUCUAUGCAGCGCCACCCCAGCAGGAGCCAGAGGGAGGAGGGCUCCCCAGUGGUGACCCCUCCUAUGCUGCGGUAGCCAGCCGAGCAGCAGAUGUCAGCCUGGGUUUCAUCGGCAUCGUGGCCAAAGUGGAAUCGGCUAAAGGCCUCGAGAGACUUGGUACUGCGGUGGUUGGUCCCGUCUUGCGCCAAGUGGUAGGGCCCUUGUAUCUUUUUGCCGUGACACACGUUGCAGAGAGGUUGUGGACCACACCAAAAACUCGGCGCAUGGCUCAAGAGCUGCUGGAUGGUCUCCUUCGAGCUUCAGACUGCCAGUCAGUACCUGAGUUCCUGAGAGGCGCACGUGAAGAUGAAACAGGGUGGUUGGCGGUGGUGAUGCAGUGCCUGAAACCAGACUUGACCAAAGAUACAUGGCAGCGCAGCCCAGCAACAAAGCAUGUCUUCUCCUACACGCUCCAACACGUCACAAGGCCCUGGCUUGGCCCUCACCUGGAGAAAGUCCUGCCGCCGUCGCUACUGCUGUCGGACGACUACCGAGAGGAAAAUAAAAUCUUGGGAGUGCAGUGCCUACACCAUAUCAUUCGAAAUGUGCCAGCGGCUGACCUCUGCCAGUAUAACAGGGUGCAGGUUGUGUACAAUGCCCUUUUCAACCACCUUUAUAGCAAGGAAGCCCGGCUCAUGCAGGUUGUGUUGCUGUGCUUGCUAGACUUGCUUCCCAUCCUGGAGAAGGCCCCACAGCGGCUGCCCCACAACCCCCAGCUUGUCGCACCUUCCAAUGAGGUGCUCCAGCUGGUCCUGACCCACAUGGAAUCGGAGCACCGGCUCCCCUUACGGAGGGUGUACGCCAGGAACCUGCCUGCCUUUGUGGAGAGGCUCGGCAUUCAGAUAGCCCGUCAUCUGAAGAGGUUGCAGCGGGUGAUUGUGGGAUACCUGGAGGUCUCCGAUGGUCCCGACGAAACGGCUAGAUUGGCAACAUUAGAAACCUUGAAACACACCAUACAGCAUGCCUGGCCCAGAAUGUCCUGCCGCCUCGCUGUCCUUCUCAAGGCGUUGCUGAGAAUGAUGCUGGAUGUGGCUACAGACAGGAGCUUAACACCAGAACCAGUGAAAGCAGAGUUACUCCAGAAAGCCACUGAGUGCCUUAUCUUACUGGAUCACGCUUCUCACGGACAGGUGAAGGUCCUACUAGAAGGAGUCCGACGCAGCUGUCAAGAUGAGACCCUCAAGAAAUGCCUAAGAAAAGUGAAGGAGGAGCCUGUAGAAAGUAUCAUCCCUCCCUGAGCUCAAGUGGGGAGGCUUAUAUUCACUGUAUUCAAAGUUGUAAGGAAGAACAUUCCUAGCUUUUAAGACUCUCAUGCUAUACAUAAACUGUAAUAUUGGAGAAAGCAGGGCAUUAAGUAAAAAAAAAAAG